AUGCGGUCCGCAUUUCGCCGCAGCUGUGCCGCAGAGGGCGUGGGACUUCACGAGGGUGUGGCGGAAGAUGUUUUAGCGUCUGCCAUUACCGAUACCGGGGUAAUUUCUUUUGAGGACGCCAAGGCGCAGCUUCGGUCAUCGUCGGUCUUCCGAAUUGACGCUGGCGUCGUCUACAUGGCAGCGGACGGUGAUUGCGAGCGAAGCCAGGUGGAGUUGAUGCUUUUAAAGGUGGCGGCGAAAAUUCCCUCGACAGGGGUGAGUGGCUCGCAACUGCAGGCGAUACUGGAGGACGAGGUGCCGUACUUUCAGCCUUCAGUGGUGGGGGCGCUUUCCCUCAAGGACGCGAUUCAAAGCUACCCGCACAUAUUCCUCGUGGAAUCGGAGCCCGCUGGAAAGUGGACGGUCAAGCCAGUCACCGGUGCGCCCCCUGGUGCCUCUACGUGUGGAAAAGAUGGGCCGCACGGCAUUGUCGACUUCUGUCGCAGGAGGGCGCUGAUGGGUCACCAAGGCGCCUAUGUCCCCUUGCGUCUUGCAAUGCAGAAAACAGGCAUCACGGAGAAAAAUUUGCUAAAACAGCUAGUAAUGAACGAGGAGGUGGCAAGGGUCCUGCAGGUAAAGCUGUCAGUUCGCUUGAGACCUAAGCGUGCACCCACAAACGUCUUUUGUUUUGUUGACGGGGACGAAAUUGGUCCAACCGUCGUGGAAGCCAUGGGAAGAGAAUUAACUCUCUCGGGUAAAUCCACGCACGUUGUGGCUCGUCACCCAACCUCUCCAAAGCACAGCGGCGGUGACAUCAUUGUGCCGGAUGAAAUGCCCACAUAUGCUGUUUUGGAGUUAAAGGCCAGGGAGCUCAUCCUGCGUCAGACGGUUGUUCUGCAAGACGUCAUCUACAUGUGCUCCUCCAACCAGUUUACGGUGUAUGCAGAGCAUGUGGCGAAACUGAAUGCGUUUCCCGAUGCAGAUGUGUACGUAUGCUGUCCGAGUAGGGUGAAGCUGGUGGCUGAAAAACAACACGUUCCACUGUGA
Messenger RNA from Trypanosoma rangeli, 1026 nucleotides. RefSeq lists its product as uncharacterized. The transcript has a single exon. Lineage: Eukaryota; Euglenozoa; Kinetoplastea; Trypanosomatida; Trypanosomatidae. The coding region runs from base 1 to 1026 and encodes 341 amino acids. The record is from RefSeq and is a predicted model, not a curated record.